CUUGACCCCGGUAUUUACACCUGCAAAGAUGAGGAUGAUGUUCUACCUGGUGGAAAUCUUUGGGAGAGACCUGGUGAUGUACCUGGACAAGGUCACGGCUGACGGGACCCCAGUGGAUGUGAAAGAGACGAUGACCAGGUUCACGACCGACGUGAUAGCGUCUUGCGCCUUCGGCAUCAACAGCAACUCAAUCAAGAAUCCCGACGCCGAGUUCAGACGAUACAUGCGCAAAGCGGUUGACUUCACUUUUAUGAAGGGAUUGGCAGCACUGUUGGGGUUCCUUGCGCCCAAUCUUAAUAAGAGAUUGAAUCUUAAGGUACUGGAUGACGACACAACCGAUUAUAUCAGGAGGACUGUGUGGGAAACUGUGGAGUACAGGUGAAGAACACAUGCUCUUUGCUUUUAAGAAAGUACAAAAUAACAAAUAUUUAUCAUUAAAUUACAUAAACAUGGUUCAAACAUAAACUAAAAUUGCACCUUCUCUGCUUUGUUUGUGCAUCUGAAUGUAGAAAAUUAAUUGACGAAAAGUACAUAGGAACACACAUAAAAGAAUUUCUGCGGGAAGAAUUAUAAUUUUAUACUCCCCGUCCAGAAUGAAUCUGGGGUCCACACAGCCUCUUGUGACAAAGAAAAAAUGAAAGUACAUCCGCGGAAAUAAGGUGGCUAGAGAAAAAUAUGCCCACCUAUUUGUUAUCUAGUAUGAAUUUAAGAAUGCACUUAACUUCUACUCCCACCCACCCCCACCCCCCGCAACGUA
This is a messenger RNA of Zootermopsis nevadensis, 757 nucleotides long. NCBI's taxonomy places the organism in Eukaryota, Metazoa, Arthropoda, Insecta, Blattodea, Termopsidae. The record is from RefSeq and is a predicted model, not a curated record.